Molecule: messenger RNA, 4112 nt
Organism: Darwinula stevensoni
Lineage: Eukaryota; Metazoa; Arthropoda; Ostracoda; Podocopida; Darwinulidae
Source: the annotation of a GenBank genome assembly
AUGCCAUGUGACUGUAUUCCGCUCUUAUGGAGAUGCGAUGGGAGUGUGGAUUGCCAAGAGCAUGAUGAUGAGGUGGACUGUGCUCCCCGACCCUGCAAAGAGAAUGAACUGAGGUGUGAGCGGUCAGGGGAAUGCAUCUCCUUGCACCUCAAGUGUGAUGGGUAUUCCGAUUGCAAGGAUGGCUUUGAUGAGAUCUCAUGUGAUCAUUCUAAGGUGCAGAAUGAGACGUGCAAGACUAACCAGUUUAACUGCCAGAAUGGAGUAUGCAUUGAUGACAAGCUGCGUUGUAAUGGACAUGAGGAUUGCCAGGAUGGCUCAGAUGAAAUUGACUGCAAUACCUCCCAUUGCCCAGCUGAUGAAUUCCUGUGUGAAACAGGAGAAUGCAUCAAUCAGAAUUGGAUCUGUGAUGGAGAUGAGGACUGCAAGGGAGGAGAGGAUGAACUACACUGCCCCUCAGUUGAUGCUGAAUGUCUAUCCAUUGAUGACCCUACAAAGGUCUUUUUCUGCUCCUCUGGGAAAUGCAUCAAGGCAACAUGGAGGUGUGAUGGGACUCGAGACUGUGUGGAUGGCGAGGAUGAGAAGGAAUGUGAACCAACUUGCCCUCCUCUUCAUUUCACUUGCAACAAGGGCAAAUGCAUUCCACAGCAAGAAGUCUGUGAUGGCAAGAAACAGUGUCCUGAUGGUGAUGAUGAGGAAAAGUGUGGAGCAAGGGAGAUGUGCAGUGAUGAAUCCAAGUGUGAACAUAUGUGUGUAAUUGAGGGGAAUGGAGCAGUCACAUGCCAGUGCCGACGGGGAUACAAGUUGGCUAAGAAUGGGUUCAGUGCUGAAUCAUCCAAAAUCCUGGGUGGCCUUGACAAUGCAAUUGGCCUGGAUUAUCACCAUGAGAAGGGGCUUCUCUUCUGGUCAGAUAUCAAGCUGGAUAUCAUCAAGCAAGCCUAUCUUAAUGGAUCUCACAUAUCAGUUAUUAUGCAUUGGGGGUUGAAGAGCCCAAAUGGAAUUGCUGUGGACUGGAUUCACAAUCUUCUUUACUGGACUGAUUCGGAGAUGAGCCGCAUUGAGGUUUCCCAGUUGGAUGGAGCUCACAGUGUUCAUCCACUGAGACAACCUCCAUUUCCAAACCACUGCAUUGAGUCUGAGAAAAAGUGCUCACAUCUUUGCCUGCCAAAUCAACACUCCUACACCUGUACCUGUCCAUAUGGAUCUCUCUUAGAUCAGAAUGGGGUGAACUGCAUAGAGGUGCAGGAGAAGUUCUUGCUGGUGACAAGUGAGAAGAGUAUCCAGGUUCUUCCAUUGGAGGGGAAGGUGGACUACAUCCUUCCCUUGGAUGGAAUUCAAUCUGCACUUGGUUUGGACUGGGACAGUAACACAGGAUUCAUCUUUUGGACUGAUAUCCAGCGUCAUUCCAUCAGCAGAGCUCUGAGGAAUGGUACUGAGCAGAAGGACAUAAUUACCAGCAAUCUUCGGUCUGGCCUAACCCAUCCCUUCAGUCUGGCUCUUUUUGAAAAUGAUGUCUACUGGACCGAUUUGAAGGAGAAAGCUAUAUACAAAGCGAGCAAGAGCAGUGCCCAGCCCAUCAAAUUAAAGACAGAGACAGAGACCGUUCUAGACCUUCGGGUUUACCAUGGACAACGUUUGCCCAUCCCAUCAUCAUGUGUCUCAAGUGGAGGCUGCUCUCAUCUCUGUUUGCUAGUACCACCACCAAAAGGCUAUGUCUGUGCUUGUCCCACUGGAAUCCCACUUCUUGAUGAUGGAAGGACAUGCAAGGAAAGGCCAGAACAUUCCCUCCUUGUUGCCCACCGUACAACCAUUCGUCAGGUAUCCCUAGAGGUCCCAUAUCAUGUGGAUGUAGUGUUACCUCUGCCUCUUCUCAAGAAUGCUGUGGGGUUGGAUGUUGAUCAAGUGACCAAUGAGAUGUACUGGGCUGACUCCUUAAAGCCAGCCAUUGGGAAGGCUUCUCUGAAAGAUUUCCACACCUCUGAAGUCCUGAGUCUUGGUCUUGGCUCUGUGGAUGAUCUUGCUGUUGAUUCCAUUGGGAGGAAGUUGGGUCCAUACCUCUACUGGACAGACUGGGACCGCAUGACCAUCGAGCGGGUGGAUAAGGCUACCGGAAAGGGCCGCAUUGUGAUCCACUCUGGUCUCCGUGGGCUCAUGGAGAUUCGUGCUGUGGCAGCUUCUAACCAACAAGGCUGGAAUCCAUGUGCAGAGAAUAAUGGUUAUUGUUCCCAUCUCUGCCUUCAUCGACCUCCUCAGUAUAUCUGUGCUUGCCCCAGUAUUCCUGCAUCUGAACCAUGCUCAAAUGAGCCAUCUGAGAGAGUUCCUGGCUUGGAACAUGCGAAGGACCCGAACAAGCCACACUCUAAGAGUGUCUCACACGAGAAGGAUGAUUCCUUCAUUGGGCCUGUUCUCUACAUCUCCAUUGGUCUUGUCAUCGCCCUCCUCCUCAUAGUCUCUGGUGUAUUCUGUUGCCUGAUCAGGGGGAGGAACACUAGUCUGAGUCGAAUGGGUCUUCUGUCAUUUGCUAAUCCCACCUACACUUCUUCAUCUCACACAGUCUCAUCAGAGCGGAGACCCUUUGUAUCCAAGCGGGUUCACUAUGACAGGCAUCAGGGGAGAGUGGUGAGCGUGCCAGCAGAAUCUCAGUGUUCCAGUGUUGAAGGCACAAGUCUCAUUCAUUCGGGAAGCAGUGUGAUGGAGCACAGUCCACCCGUGUCUCCAUCUUCCCGGAAGGAGGCAAGAGAUGUCACUAGUUCAGUUGUUGUCUGAUAUGUCUGACUCCAUGGAAAGAGAGUAUUCUCUACUAUCUGUCUCUCUCAACUCUGUGCUUUGUGUCUGAGAAACACUGUGCUCAAUGUGGGUGUCUUUCAUGAAAAUCCUGCACAAAGAAAGGAAGAUGCACCUAUACUCGUGCUUGUCUUAGAGCAUGAGAUCUGAGACUAUUGGUAUCCUAUUGCUUCAUGUGUUAUGUUUCUCUUUGAUGCUCAGCUCGCAUCUGCAAUGAUGGAUCUUAUGUAUUCUCUGAUGAAUUUCAUAUGUCUUCUUUGGUGUUGGACUAUAAGAAUUUCAUUUUUUAAUGUGAUAUUCUUUCAACAUGAGGCCAUAAUUUUUAUUUUAUUUUUCCAAUGUUUAAUGUCUUAUUCUUUACUUUGACAUGUUCAAGAUUUUCUUGAUGUUGUACCAAAUGCAAUUGCUGUUUUCCAGAGUUGAGCAUGUUAUUGAGAAGCCAUAUGACAUCAGUGGCAUUUUCAUGCCUAUCUUCGGUGCUAUCAAUUUGGGCAUUGAUUCUGGUUUGGAAAUUUUUUAUUAGCUUAUUUGAUGUGAAUAUUUGUUGCUUUGACAUCAGCUACUUUGUUUGCCCUUGGGAUUUUUUUCCAUGGCAGCUCCAUUUUCUCCUUGCAGAGAGUAUUUUUAUCCUCACAUAUGCAGCCCAAGUUUCAAUAAAAAGGGUGAUAUAGCUGUAAUAGUUUUAUGCAAGGGAAAGCAGAAUAUUAUGAAUCUCAAACAGAUUCAAAAGAAAUAUUAUUUGUUGAAUGUGAUCAAUGUGCUCACUUGCAUUUAGCCAGAAACCCCAGUUCCCAGAAGCUUAUAAUUAUUUUUUUGAAGUUAAAAUAUUAUGUUAUGCUGAUUGAUCUGUGUGUGAUAUUUUGAUCCAAAUCCUAGAUCUUUCUUAUUUUUUUAGUUUUUUUUUGUGAUUGCUAUUGCACUGUUCCUAUUUUUUCCUUGGAGUUUCAUAUAUGUACAAUUUUAUGUCCUGAUAACCCAAAUAUUUUUGGCAUUAUUGCAUGUAUGGCUUUCAUAUUCAUCUUCAUUCCUUCAUUUGACAUAUAUCUCAAUGUUUUUCAAAGCUGGAUUGGCUACAAGUUUGAUGCAACACUUUAUUUUCUUGGGAAUCUUCUGAGUAUGGGGGGUACAGCCUGAAAUUAUGGAUCCUUGUGGUCAGACAGGUACAAUUCUCAAAUCUAUCCGAAUUUGAGUAACCUACAUGGUGCAUUGGUUUUCUUAUGCAGACUCUUACAUUUUAGUAUGCAAUGAUGUUAGAUAUUCAAAGAUUUUUCCUGAGGGGUUUCUUUGGUCUGAUUCCCUGUCUUUUCCUGUGGGGUUGUAGAUGUUUCCAG